AACGUAAGUACGAAUAUUGAGCCAUGUUGUGGAUACACUGUCUGCUAUGCUUUGAGCUAACGGCUGUUUGAACGCAAGAUUAUUGGACUACUUGGAAUGACAACUAAAUGACCGCUUUUGUCUUUUAAUUCAUUAUUGUAUCGUCACGGUGACGAAUAACUCGUCAGACAAUAACUUGGGUCAAUCGAUUGCUCAAAUUAUUUGUUUUCUUUCCCUCUCCAGUCGUUCCCCACUGCUCACACAAUACAGAAUAUGGGCUCAUCUCCUCCAGUUCUUCGUGUGCUAAACGAGGCUUACUUUAGGAGGGUGAAAAAUGAGAACAACAAGAUGCCAAUGGAACCACAGAACUCAAAGCCACACCUUCUUAACAUGGAUUCAGAGAACCAAGAUCCUGGGAGGAAGACACUCAUGCGGCCAAGAGUAAGCAGACUACCAGUCUUGGUCAAGACCCACCAACCUCCUACAGCUUUUCAUGCUGCUCAGUGGGAGGAGAAAGUCUUGGCUGGGAAAGCCAAGAAGAAAAAGUCAUGCACCCGGCAUACGCCUUUCAGCAUGUCUCGGCACAAGACUUUGAAAACAGACGUUGUAUCUUUACAGCCAAAAAGUAGUACUCAUGCCAUCCAGCUUAAAAACAAUGUUUCGAUAAAAACCCACAAGACAAGAGAAAACACCCUGGAGUCCCCAGCUGUCUUAAAAAGCACAGUAGCAGCAACAAAGGAGAAAUGUAGAUCUUCUGGAACGGCCUCUGGACAGUCUAACACUUUAAAGACUGAAAAUGUUGCACAUCAUCGGAGUUCCUCUUCCUCUUCUUCUGUCGAUUUGGAUAACGAGAUCCAUUUCAGUCUCAAAGAUCCAGUGAGAAAGCAAAACGUGCCGGAGAACCUCUCAAGUCACCCAUGUGACGAAGCUGUGGGAUUCCAGCUCGAUCACGCCACCUUGCUCAGUAUCUUGCACAAUCAGGGUGUGCAUGUCUCUCGACAGCCAUUUGCAGCUUCAGACUCUCAAUCCCGUGCCACGUUUGUGAGUUGAUGGACUCUGGAUGAUGAUGAUUAUUGUUACUCCGCUGCAAGUGUCUGUUGUAAAGAGUCAUCAAAAAGCCGCUGCGAGCCAGAACAAGGGGUUGAAGACGACAGGCUCCGUGCGUGCCACACCUCAAAACUUACUUAUAGUGCAGAUGAAAGGUCUU
This is a messenger RNA of Hippocampus zosterae (dwarf seahorse), 1186 nucleotides long. RefSeq lists its product as uncharacterized. The transcript has 5 exons. Lineage: Eukaryota; Metazoa; Chordata; Actinopteri; Syngnathiformes; Syngnathidae. The coding region runs from base 253 to 1029 and encodes 258 amino acids. The record is from RefSeq and is a predicted model, not a curated record.